UUAACUACUUAACUUAAAAAGAUUGUAAAUUGUAACUGUGCUCUUAAUGUUUUUAUUUUGCUUCAGCUACAAGGCGCUGAAGAGCCAGAAUAAUGCAAUGUGUACAGUAUAAACAUGCUUUUGUUCUUACUGAUAUAUUUAAUUGCAUGUUUGGCUGUGUCAGCAUUUUGAAUGUCUAUGUAUGUGAUGAGCAAACAACCUUGGAUCAGUGUACUCAGUUAUUUGAUAUCAUAUUUUUGUACAUUGGCUGGUGUGAUCGUGUAGUUUUUAGGUUGUUUCUUCAUGUCAUAUAGUCUUCCUGUUUGGUUCAGAUAGAGAUACGUUUAAAAAAAAAAACGUAUUCAUGCCACUAUUUUUAAUUUAUUUAAAAUAGAAUUUUAAAGUGCUGACCGGCGUAUGAUUUGUUUUUACGAAGUGCCUUUUAAAUAAAUCGGCCUCCCACCAAACAGACUUUGGACUUGUCUUUAUUAUUUUCCAUGAGUAUGAACUUUCUCGGAACGACGCAGCGUUGAAGCGAAGCCGGAAGUACGCGCGGAUCACUCUCCUUCCUUCCUGCCGCGGUGGCGAUGCUAAAGCAGAGAGCCGCCUGGCCGCCCUACCUGGGAUGGAUUUAGAAGAAGCUUUUAAAGUUGUCGGCGAGUUUGGACCCUACCAGAAGCGGGCGGUGGCUGUCCUUGUUCUGACACAGGUGUACAUGGCCUGUCAGUCCAUGCUGAUCGUUCUGGUUGGAUCUACGCCAGAGUACCGUAUCGAGCAGCAGGACGGCGUCCCAUCCGGCCAGCAGGAGCUCCUCCAACGUGUCGUCUUUACAGAGGACAUCGACACCAUAGUGACCGAGUGGUUUCUUGUCAAGCAGCAGGCCUACAAGGUCAGUCUAGCUGGAUCGCUGUUCUUCGCCGGGCUUCUGGUCGGGAACAUCGUCUUUGGGCCGCUCUCUGACAGGAUUGGUAGGAGACCUGUCUACUUGACAGGUCUGUUUUUUGAGGUGGUCUUUGGUUAUGUGACCGCCUUCGCACCCAGCUAUGAGGUCUUCGCCGUGUCUCGUCUCUUAGUGGGGCUGAUGAACGGCGGCAUCGGGCUCGUCUGCUUCGUCCUCACUCAGGAGUACGUGGGCAAGUCCUACUGGGCCAUGACUGGGACGUUGACCAGUAUGUCUUUUGCGGUCGGCAUCGCCCUGUUUGGAGCUCUGGGCUACUUCAUCCAGCCGUGGAGGAACCUGGCCACAGCGGCCAACUCGUCCGGUGUCCUUUUCUUCCUGCUGUCUGUCGGUCUUCCAGAAUCUCCUCGUUGGCUGUAUUCUCAGGGUCAGACGAGGCAAGCUGAGGAGGUUCUGCGCUACAUGGCUCUGAGGAACGGCAACGCUGCCAACAACCUGAUGCUGCAACGUGUCGGUGCUGCUAAACCCGGUAACAACAACAAGGGCAUGAGUGUCCUGCAGCUGGUGAUCCAUCCGGUCCUCCGUCUGAGGACCAUGGUGCUCAUGUAUGUCUGGUAUGCAUGCAGUCUGGUGUACUACGGUCUGACUCUGGGGGCCAGCAACACGUCUGGUAGCCGUUAUGUGAACGUAGCCAUGUACGGCCUGGUGGAGCUGCCCGCCUACCCGCUCUGCAUAUAUUUCAUCAACAAACACUGGGCUGGCAGGAGGAAAAGCAUGGCCAGUUUUCUGUGUCUGGCCGGAUCCGCCUGCCUCUGCACCAUGUUUAUCCCCGAAAACACAGGGCCCUUGCUGAGCGUCACGUCUUUGGCGCUUCUGGGAAAACUGAUGGUCAGUGCAGCAUUCAACAUCGCCUACGUUUACACCUCUGAACUCUACCCUACGGUAAUCAGGAACGCUGGUUUAGGAGUUUGCUCUAUGUCGUGCAGAGUUGGAGGAAUCCUUGCACCAUUUGUUCCUUCCAUGCGGGCUCUCCACACCUCCCUGCCCUUCACUGUGUUCUGUCUGAGCGGUCUGUCUGCAGGCUGUCUGGGCCUCCUGCUGCCUGAAACGCUCAACGGACCUACAGCAGAGACUCUGGAGGAGCUCAGCAGCCCGACCCACAGCCGAGUGCUGGAGAGCAAGGCUCUUUUGUAUGAAGAUGAGGAAUGGAAAUCAAACCACAAAUGAAGCCAGCGACCUCCUCUUCCCUGCCGGAGCAGCUCUGAGCAGCAAGACAGAUUGUCCACACCUCAGUCCCCAACUGCUGCCUCACUCACUUUUAGAUCUGUGGACUGACAGUUUAAAUGCAGGACAUAGAUGCUGACCAGAGCUUCAGGAAGAGGGCGUUGUCGACUGGCGCGAAGGUUUGUUCUGUAUGUAAUUUUACAGAAAAUCCAGACAGUUGAUCCCCUGCCUUUUUAUUUCAUUUCCUGAAUGUGGUCAUGGUGUUUGUGCCUUACUUGGAGGUAGACAUCGACAGGGACGGUCAGGAUGUGACAGGGCAGAUAUGUGACUUGCAUUACAUUCCAGAGAUUGCUGGGCUGUCUGAAAAUCAAACUCAAAAGUGUCACUGAAGGACAGCGUUCUGCUCCCGAGUUUACAAAAUGGCGGUUAUAUGGAUGAGUUACAUGACAUGCUAACUUUCAACAUCUGAAUAUUCCUCAAAAUACAGUCGAGUUACAUGUUUAGGACCUCACUGAUAUUCUGAUACCGCGAAAUCUUUCUCUUGUGUCUCUGUCACAUGCGGGUGUUAGCAUACAGUGCAGUGUGUGCCCAGAGGCAAACCAGCACUAGAGACUGCCUCAUUCAAUACAUGCUUACAGUUGCUAAGCCUAUACUUGGGUGUAACACUAGCGGUUGUGAUGGGAACAGGAGCUGUUUGUUCUGUGUCUGACUCUGUGAAAGGUUACGGUACAUGUUCAAACCUGUGACACUGAAACUGGAUGCCCUGAACUUUAACCUGCUGAUCCAUUUGUACGCCAUCAUACAGGCUGUCGUUUCAGUUCAGUUUCAGAUCUCACCAUUGAGGCAUUAAGUGUAAACCAGUGAGCUGUCAGCUAUUGAGAGAAAGUUUGGUUUAAUCUGGGCGGCAGAAAGGUGGCAUUGUUAAAAAAAAAGACUUUGGUUGGUUUAUUUACACUUACUCACAGAUACUAUGGGAAGUUUCAGGGGACGUUUAUAUGAUGGAUAAAUGAAACAAUGCAUCUUCUGUUAGGGUCUCGCUGGUCACUUUUGUUUAUAUUUGCUGGCCAUGAGAAUCCACCACCACAAUCCACUCUGAUACAAGCUAAAAUGUGGGAUCGGGAGUCAGCGAGUACGCAUGUCUGUGUGACUCUGAUUGGCUAACCCUGAUAUUCUUCAAUCAGUGCGUUUGUGGCCUAACUACAGUGGUACUAGAGCAUCCUUUUGAAGGAAGUACUGGCAGCUACAGGAGUGGGCACUAGGUGUGACACAGCAAGAAACGUUGUUGUUGGUUAAACAACAAUGUCGCCUCCCGUAGAGGUUAGUGUAGAUGCCAAUGAGUUAGUUUUUCCUCUCUGAAAGAAGAGCAAAGAACGGUGCUGAAUGCUUUUCUCGAUGGAAAAGAUACUUUCACUCGGUGUGUUGAUCUGAUUGGUUAAAGUUCGCCUGUGAUAGACGGUGAUAGUCAGAUGGUUCAUCCAGUCACUUGGUAUUUUUUUAACGUGCUUGCCCUUUUCCAAACAAUUUCCAACAACCACUUUCCAGAUGGUUCUUGUGUAACAAACCAUCAGGUUAAACCAAUCUAACCAACCCAUACCGACGAAGGCAACCAGCCAAUCAUGUUUUAGUGCAGCAAAGUUGAUUUCCAGUUGUGUAACGUUAGCCAGAGCUAGCUAAAUGUCAGCACUUUGACAAACUAAAGAAAGUUCUUUGGCAUUCAUUCUCUCUAUGUAUUGGAUCACGUAUUACAAAGGGUUUAACCUGAGUCGGGCCAUACAACAAUACUAAUCAAACAGGGUUAGUAGUAUAGAGCUGUUAAAAAAAGAAUACAUAUAUAUUUUAAUGCACACUUCAGGUAUCGGGUAUCUCUUGUCACUACUCAUCCUGUUUGACUUGAGGCAGCGAUGUCACAGGAAGUUCUGUGUCCUAAAUGAUGUUUAUCAGUUGUCCAUCAUCAUCCUCUGCCUACCUAUGUAGAAAACUCACUGGAGAUUUGAUGUAUAUCUUAGACAGCCAUGCAGCUCAAAGAGUUGCUGUACAUUUUGAAAGAUCGUCUUAUCCCAGUUGCUUUUUAUAGAACUUCUCCAGACCUGUAUGAGCUCGAUGAGAUGGCCACUCGAGAUCACGGACAUUGAGACGGAUGAGCACAUUUAAUCACAUGGAUUUAGUUUUCACAAUGAAUAAUGCUUCUCCAGACCAAUCCUGCAUAUUUCAUAAGCUACCAUGAUUGUAACGCACACUCCACAGUUAUGAAUGUCUAAAGACCAAAUGCACCAUCUCUCAUUUAAAUUCGAGGUAGAACUCUGACAAGUUAAAUUUUGGAUAGAUACAUAGCACUGCAGGUAAGAGGGGAAACGUAUUUUUGAUUUUGGGAUGAACUCUCCUGUUGAGCUAUACCAUGCUAGCAAAACUGUAGGACUAGAAACUCUAAUUAAAUAACGAUUGAAUUUACUAUUGAAUGAACAUCAUACACGGCAGCUAUUUAAUCAGCUAUUUAAUAAAUGAGUCAAAGCUUUAAUCGUUUAAUCAUUGAGUCAUGAUCACGCAGCAUUACAGCCUGAAGGUCAGUCAGGAACUAAUCCUUUAUCUACUGCAUAGGAAAGUUUUGCAGUUUCUGGGAGACAGUGGGACAAUACAAAUAUGGCAUUUCACCCCCAACUGUGGGACCAUUAUCUUUAUUUAUUUUCUCUGUUAGCAAGGUCUUUGUGACUGUUUUGGAAUGUCCUUAUGACAGUCAGUGAAGCUGGAAGAAGACUGUAUCUCUCAACAAAACUGUAAUCAACUUGUUUAUGUAAACGAGGAAGAAGCCUUGCACACAGUGUGUGUACGGUGAAGCAAGAGGUGCUGGUAGCUGUAAGGUAAUUAUAUGGUCAGUUUAAAAUAAACCACCAGUGGUUGUUGUCAGGACAUUGCGUCAACAUUUGCACGAGAAAGAGGUUUACUCUUCGUCAGGCUCAUAACAAGAUCCACCAGACUAAUGCAUAGAAUAGGAGCCGACACACUAAUUAAUAAUGGGACCAACCUGUGUCAAACCAUCACUCUGGGCAAAACUUUUGAAAGUGCAUUUAACCAUUUUAACAAACCCCUACUACCUUUUUGUGAAACUGAGCUUGAACUACAACGGCUGUAACAUCCCCCACCACAAGUUUUCCCUGCAACUAAAGAUGUAAACACUUGACGAGCAUUUUGCCUCCUGUGCCUUUAACUCUGAAGUGUUAUAUAUGCAUAAAUAUAUAUUAGAUAUUAUUAAUAUGUAAUUAAAGAUAAAGAUUAAGAUAUUAGAAAACAAAUGUUGACUGAGAUGUUUUAUAUGCCAUCAUUUUGUAUUGUGUACAAUCAUGCUAUUCCAAUGUGUACCAUGAAGAUAUACUGUAUGGGUCUUUAAAAUGUUCAAUGAUUGUAUGUAUUUCUGUUAAAAGCAGUAAACCGUUCCAACAGUGAA
Molecule: messenger RNA, 5540 nt
Organism: Morone saxatilis (striped sea-bass)
Lineage: Eukaryota; Metazoa; Chordata; Actinopteri; Moronidae
Gene: slc22a15
Product: solute carrier family 22 member 15
Exons: 13
Coding region: 605-2104 (499 amino acids)
Biological process (GO): transmembrane transport
Cellular component (GO): membrane
Molecular function (GO): transmembrane transporter activity
Source: RefSeq, a predicted model, not a curated record